Messenger RNA from Monomorium pharaonis (pharaoh ant), 2245 nucleotides. Its product is annotated as ADP-ribosylation factor-like protein 8B-A. The transcript has 3 exons. Gene Ontology annotation, cellular component: lysosomal membrane. Gene Ontology annotation, molecular function: GTP binding; GTPase activity. NCBI's taxonomy places the organism in Eukaryota, Metazoa, Arthropoda, Insecta, Hymenoptera, Formicidae. The coding region runs from base 162 to 722 and encodes 186 amino acids. The record is from RefSeq and is a predicted model, not a curated record. Gene Ontology annotation, biological process: anterograde axonal transport; protein transport.
CUCCAUUUGGGAACAUUGGUCUGACCGUCUGACGUAUCUUAACGGCGAAUCGGCGGAUGCAGCGAGAUCUAUACGUCAAAAAGUACGAGUGGCUGUAUAUUUUGAAAGAGUUUUGACUUUAACCUCGCGACGGAGCUGGAUUUGGCCGCACAGGACUCAAUAUGUUGGCCCUCAUCAAUCGGAUCUUGGACUGGUUCAAGUCCCUUUUCUGGAAGGAAGAGAUGGAACUCACUCUUGUCGGUCUGCAAUACAGUGGAAAGACUACCUUUGUGAAUGUCAUAGCGUCGGGACAAUUUAGCGAAGAUAUGAUACCGACUGUAGGCUUUAACAUGCGUAAAAUUACCAAAGGCAAUGUCACUAUAAAAGUAUGGGACAUUGGCGGUCAACCAAGGUUUAGAUCUAUGUGGGAGAGAUAUUGUAGAGGAGUCAACGCCAUAGUUUACAUGGUAGAUGCAGCCGAUUCGGAGAAGAUCGAGGCAAGCCGCAACGAAUUACAUAAUUUGUUGGAUAAACCACAAUUGUCUGGGAUACCAGUGUUGGUUCUGGGUAAUAAAAGGGAUUUGCCUCAUGCACUGGAUGAGAAUGGGCUCAUAGAACGAAUGAAUUUAUCUGCGAUUCAGGACCGUGAAAUCUGUUGCUACAGUAUUUCGUGUAAAGAAAAAGACAAUAUUGAUAUUACGUUACAGUGGCUCAUAGCGCAUUCAAAAGGUGGAGUUCGUUAAUAUAUUUAAAAUAUCCCAUUUGUUAGUAUCGGUGAGUCUUUGAUACUGAUAACAGUAUUGGGAUCAAUUGUGAAACGAGCGCAUUGAGCAACUUUUGUUCAAAACCAAGUCAUUAUUGUAGAAAACUACUUGAGCUUUAGCUGAUCUAAGUUGAAUGGUGCAAAUGCCAUGAUAAAAUUAAAAAAAAUUGUGCUUAUAUGCCAAGAAUAUGCUCGUGUGAAUUAUACCAUAAGGCACUCACUUCCUGCGAGCACAUUAGUAAUAAGGAACAAUUUUUUAUAUUUUCGUUUUAGAUAAGUCCAAGAAUAUAUUCCAAUACUUGAUAACAAUUAAAUAUAAUUAGUAUCUCUGUAUUUUCUAUGAUUGCCGCUAUUGUGUAAAGCUGAAACAAUACCAACAUAAUCGCAGUUAAUUAUUGUGAUAUUAUAGUCUAGAUGUCGAUAUUCUGAUUUCAUCUUGUACCCUCGAAAGAUACCAAACGUUUCAUGUAUAAAUUAGAGAAAAUUGUAGCUAUUACGGAAUACACACGCGCAAAGAUAUCAGUAUCAAUUAAUCUACUAUAGUGUAUAUGUAUGUACAUAUACACGCGCGCGCGCGCGCACACACACACACGCACGCGCGCACACGCACACACACACACACACACACACACACACACACACACACACACACACCCACCAGAAAACUUUAAUAACAAAUAAAAAUGACAUAUUGCAAAUAUCGCCUUUGUUUCUUCUUAAUUCAAGAGAGUGGUAAUUCUCAAUCAAAUGCUACUCUUGUGCGUUUGUAUAAAAUUACAUUUAAAAAAGUAUAACGGGACAAAUGUAUUUAUCACAUGUUUCAAAUACAAUAAAGCGAUUAAUGACUUGAUGACAGUAAUGGAAUAAAUACAAAAACAAUGUUAAAAACAACUUAAAAACAUUGCAAGAAGUACUACAGAUGUCUAAAAGACUGGAUUGCAAUAGAAUAGAUAAAUUUAUUUACUUUGCAGCGAUACGGUAAAAUUUAAACGCUCGCACAUUUUUCGUUAUUUAUUCUAUAAAUUUUAUUUAUUUCUAUCUAUAUAUAAAGUUUUAUAUAAUACGCUGGAAUUUCUUUUAAUUCACUUUCCUAUGGUUACCUGCUCAAAUUGCCGAUAACAAAAUGAGUUAAUGUUUCUAAGUAACUCGGUCUGUUUAGCUGCACUUUGUGACACAAUUACAAAAUAUGUCAGAGAUGAAUUGCUUUAUGUACCAUGUGUAUUUAAACACUUCGAUAUUUAUUUAUACCUAAUUCGAAGUACGCAUUUUGCAAAAAAGAUAGACAUAAAAGAGUUACAAAAAAAAUUUUAUAAGAGUACCAUAUAGGGAAAGGAAGAGCUUUUUCCUAAGUUCAAAAUGCUGAAAUAAAGUUUCAGCUAAAUUGAACUGCGCUUAUAUACCAGUAUAGUAUUUCAUUUUCUAGCGAUGUUACAGCCAAAUUUCGUUAUAUUUAUUAACUGUACAUGACUCACUCUUUUAAUAAAGUGGUCACAAUAAUAUGUA